ACAACCAAAAAGUAGAGUGGCGAUUUCCGCAUGUUACGGCGUCGUUCCGCUGUUGAAACACGACUAUCUGCAUCCGGUAAAGAGUCAACUAUCAUCAUCUUCUUUGUUAACAGACUUCAUUCAAUUUAGGGUUUCCAGAAUCUUCUACCGGUGCAACCGUACAUCUCUGAGAAAUGGACGUUACUCCGGCGACUUCCGGCGGCGGUGGACCGGCGCCGUUCCUAAUCAAGACGUAUGAGAUGGUUGACGACUCCGUCACCGACGAAAUCGUGUCGUGGAGCACGAAAGGAAACAGUUUCGUCGUAUGGAAUCCACCGGAGUUUGCUCGAUUAUUAUUACCGACGUAUUUCAAGCAUAACAACUUCUCUAGCUUCAUUAGACAGCUUAAUACUUAUGGGUUCAGAAAGAUCGAUCCUGAAAGAUGGGAAUUCGCCAAUGAAGAAUUUAUCAAAGAUAAAAAACACCUGUUGAAGAACAUUCAUCGAAGAAAACCUAUUCACAGUCACAGUAACAAUCCUCAAUCUUCAACAGCCGACCCUGAAAGAGCAGCGUUUGAGGAACAAAUCGACACACUUACACGUGAAAAGAAUUCACUCGAGAAGAACAUUCAAAGGUUUAAACAACAACAACCCAGUACAAAACUUCAACUCGAAGAUCUUACUCAACGUGUCAACAAUAUGGAACAAAAACAAGACACACUGUUGAACUUUUUAAAGAAAGCAUCUCAAAAUCCCGAAUUUGUCGAACGCCUUGCUCAAAAGCUCGAGUCCAUGGAUUUUUCAGCUGAUAACAAGAAACGAAGAUUGCCCGGGUCUCGCGUUUCCCCUGAAGAUAGUCUUGUAGACAAUCACAGCCCGUCGAGGCCUGAUUUCGGGAAUGUUUUUCAUCAUGAUUUUUCAAACAAGCUUCGGCUCGAGUUAUCACCAGCCGUUUCCGAUGUCAAUUUCGUCUCCAACAGCACUCAAAGCUCAAACGAAGACGGUGGAAGUCCACAAAUCAGAUUAACCGAAGACUGCCGAACGAAUAAUGAGUUGACACCUGGCGGGCCUCAAGAGCUUUCAGACACCUGCACAUCGUUUGGUUUUAACAUGGAAUCUUCUUUCAUGCACAAGACCGGGCCGUGUUUAGAUGCUAAUGAAGAACCCGAGGGCCAUUUAUCCUGUCAAUUGAAUCUCACUUUAGCAUCUUGUGUAUCUCAAAUCAACCGGAGUCCAGAUACAGAUACAAUCCCUGAAUCAUUUGAGGGUGUUGCAAAACCUUCAGGUCAAAACGUGAGUUUAUCUUCUGCACGUGAUGACCCGGCUAAAAAUGCAGCAGCGCCUGCAAGUGUUCAGCCUCGGGUUAAUGAUGUGUUUUGGGAGCAGUUUUUAACCGAAAGGCCGGGGUCGUCGGAUGUCGAGGAUACGGGCUCGAAUUUAAGGUCAAUGGCAUAUGAACAAGAGGAUAGACGAUCGGGCCAUGGGAAUUCUAGGAACUUGCGAAAUUUGACUCUUUGAGCCUCCAGGUUCUUCUCCCUUUGUAUAGACUUAAGUAUAUUAGUCUAUAUAUACUUUACUUUCAUCUGACUUUUAUCUAUAUGUUAGUCUAUAUAUACUUUACUUUCAUCUGACUUUUAUCUAUAUGUUUAAUAAGAUGUAAACUAAAAGAAUAUUUGACAUUCUGCGCACAUUAGUGUAUUCCGUUAGACUUGGUUGAUGUA
Molecule: messenger RNA, 1699 nt
Organism: Helianthus annuus (common sunflower)
Lineage: Eukaryota; Viridiplantae; Streptophyta; Magnoliopsida; Asterales; Asteraceae
Product: heat stress transcription factor A-5
Exons: 2
Coding region: 174-1496 (440 amino acids)
Biological process (GO): regulation of transcription by RNA polymerase II
Cellular component (GO): nucleus
Molecular function (GO): RNA polymerase II cis-regulatory region sequence-specific DNA binding; DNA-binding transcription factor activity
Source: RefSeq, a predicted model, not a curated record